Messenger RNA from Trypanosoma theileri, 867 nucleotides. RefSeq names its product glycoside hydrolase family protein. Lineage: Eukaryota; Euglenozoa; Kinetoplastea; Trypanosomatida; Trypanosomatidae. Gene Ontology annotation, biological process: carbohydrate metabolic process. The annotation marks the transcript as partial. The transcript has a single exon. The record is from RefSeq and is a predicted model, not a curated record. Gene Ontology annotation, molecular function: hydrolase activity, hydrolyzing O-glycosyl compounds.
AUGGAAGACCCUGUCACUCUGCUCUCGAAGCUAACUGUGCAGGAGAAGGCCGACCUCUGCAGUGGUGCUGAUAUGUGGCAUACUAAUGCGGUGAACCGUCUCGGUGUGCCACAGCUUUAUUUAACAGAUGGUCCUCACGGGCUGCGGAUGUUUUGGGCGGACGAGAUGGACACUGUGGAUAUUGCGUCUCUAUCGACAACAUGCUUCCCGACCGCUGUUUGUAUGGCGUCCACAUGGAACCGUGAACUAAUACAUAAGGUGGGUUGUGCUUUGGCAGAGGAGUGCCAGGCACAUGAUGUGGCUGUUCUGCUUGGACCUGGUACGAAUAUAAAGCGAUCUCCAUUGUGUGGUCGAAACUUCGAGUAUUACUCGGAGGAUCCAUUCCUCAGUUCUCGCAUUGCAGCAGCUCUCAUCGAAGGUGUUCAGAGCGGGGGUGUGGGAACGGCGAUAAAGCACUUUGCAGCAAACAACCAGGAGACCAACCGUUGUACCUGCAGCAACUCUGUCGUUGAUGAACGAACCCUCCGAGAGAUUUAUUUCGCCGCUUUUGAGUAUCCUGUGAAGGUGGCUAAACCGUGGAUGUUAAUGUGCUCAUACAACAAACUCAAUGGAGUGUAUGCCUCAGAAAACGAAUGGCUCCUCAAGAAGGUCCUUCGUGAAGAGUGGGGGUACGAAGGCGUUACUGUCUCUGAUUGGGGCGCUGUGGACCAGCGUGUGGAGGCGUUGAGCGCUGGUCUCGAUCUUGAAAUGCCAACCAGCUUCGGAAUAAACAGUGCCAAAAUCGUUGCUGCUGUCAAGAAUGGUAAGAUAAGUGAAGAGGUCCUGGAUACCUCAGUAAAGCGCAUUCUUGAACUGAAUCUCAAACGG